Messenger RNA from Stegastes partitus (bicolor damselfish), 2430 nucleotides. RefSeq names its product dynein axonemal assembly factor 2 (gene dnaaf2). Gene Ontology annotation, cellular component: cytoplasm. The record is from RefSeq and is a predicted model, not a curated record. The transcript has 2 exons. Gene Ontology annotation, biological process: epithelial cilium movement involved in extracellular fluid movement; cilium-dependent cell motility; axonemal dynein complex assembly. NCBI's taxonomy places the organism in Eukaryota, Metazoa, Chordata, Actinopteri, Pomacentridae. The coding region runs from base 339 to 2372 and encodes 677 amino acids.
ACAUGUGCAAAAAGUUUAUGUGUUUAGUAAAAACAUAUUAAUCAUAAUUUCUUAGUUCUAGUUUUCCUUUAAUCAGUUAAAAUCUCGUAUCAAUCAGAAACAUGAUUAAAAUCAGUGGACAGCGCUUGUGUUUCCUGGGGGACGUAUUUUCUUGAUGCACCACCUGCGUUGCUAUGGUUACAUCAACACAACCGGACUGAAGUUUUGCUGUCCUCGCUAAAAACUGCAUAUUAUUGCACCAAAAACGAGAUAAAAGCCACAAAAGUUUCGGUUUAUGCGUAAAAACUAGAAUCAGAAAAGUUCGGCGGCAGGUUUCGGAACUUCAGCGGUUCGUCGGUAUGGAGGUCAGAGACCCGCUGAAAGAGCUCGACAUGACCGCGGAGGAAAUGGACCGAUUAACAAAAGCUCUCAAAGACGACAAAUUCAGGGAAAUGUUGCGCGACUACGCCCAAGAAAUAUCCGAGCCGGAGAACAGGAGGAAGUACGAAGCGGAGAUCCAACUCCUGGAGCAGGAGCGAGGAAACAGCAUCGAGUUCAUCCACCCGCAGCCCUUCAGGGCGAUCAGGACCAGCGUGGACGGCAAGCACAAGUGUUUCAUCAACAUCUGUGCCAGUGACAAGGUCGGGAAGCCUGAAUCCAAGUGUGUCGUGUCGGAGGACGGCCGCAGAGGGCAGAGCUGGUCCCUGCCCCACAGCCUGCCCCCCGGGAGGCAAGACAGGGACCAUAAAGGGAACCAGAUCCUGAUUUAUGAUGUCAUUUUCCACCCUGACACUCUGCACAUAGCCAGCAAAAACAAGAGAUUUAUGGAUAUGGUGGAGGGCACGGCCAUUCAGGGGAUCCAGGAUGCUUUUAAAGUGUCUCUGGACAAAAACAACGUGAGAGAGAUGAGGAGGAAAUACAAAGGAACACCGCAGCCCUGUGUGAUCCGAAAACCCAUACCUGGGUACAAAGCCAAGGUGCCCUCGGAGCAGCCGGACCCCCUCGCCUUCCCAUACCCGGAUGAAAAAAGACCCACCACGCUCCCCGAAACAAAGCCCAAGAAAAACAGCAGUGAACCUACAAGCUUCCUGUCCCGGCCUCAGAAAGAGCCGACCAAGCCCAAGUACACGGUCAAAUAUCGAUCCGUCAUCGACCUCCAGGACUUCAGGUGCUCCAGAGACUCAGCCCAAAGCCCCAGGCCCAGAGAGAUUGUGGUCACCGUUGACUUGCCGCUACUGAAGUCGGUCGCAGACACCAGCCUGGAGGUGAAAGAGAAAAGCCUGCUGCUGGAGUCCAAGGUGCCGGCCUACAGACUGGAGCUGCCUCUGGCCUACCCCGUGGAUGAGGACAAAGGAGAGGCCAAGUUCAACAAGCAGAGGGGACAGCUCACCGUCACGCUGCCCGUCCUUCCUUCUCGUCUGGCCUUUGAUUAUUCUGCAGGUCAUAUUGAAAGUGAUGGUGAGAGUCAGGAGGAGGACGGCAAGAAAAGAGAGCUGAAGAAAGAGGAGGGAAGACAGACUGAAGAGCAGGAGAUGAUGGUGGAGCAUGUUGAAGAAGAUGAGGGAAGAAGUCAGGAGGAAGGAGAAGAGCAGGUGAGGGAGGAUGGAAGUGAGGACGAAGAGGACGCUGGUGGAGAGAAGGAAAGAUGGAAGAAGAUGGAAAGGAAAGGCCUGGAAAAUGUGGAGGAGCAGAUACAUAACAAAGAAGUUGGACAAGAGCAAAACAAGCAAGAUGAAGGUGGAUGUGACCAAGCAGUGGAGAAAAAGGAUCCUGAUGUUGGAGAUUCUCGGUGCGACAGCUCAGUUGAGAAACAAGGCCUUUCUGUGGCUGUUGAGGGCAGCAUGGCGGCAUCACCUGAGACUGAAAAACAAAACAUUUUCAUUUCUGCUGGACGGUCUUGUGACAUCAGAGAGACGGAGGAAGUAAAUCCAGCCUCUAGUUUGGAGUCAACACCCAAAGAGGAAAGUGAAAAGACAACAGAAGCUGGACAAGGAAGUACGCAGGUGGGAACAGAUGCUGCGACUCUUGACCACUCAUCCGGUGAAGAAUCAAAGUCUGCUGCUGCUGCUGCUGCGUCUUUCACACCGUCUAUGGCAACCACCACAAAUCAGAACAAUGAUGAGGACUUCUGCAGCGAGAUCCCUGCAGCAGAGGAAGCAAGGAAGUCAAGCAGAGGAGAUGAAGACAAACAGUCCACCGUUUGCUCUGAGGAGGACGUGGACGUGGACGUGGACGACCUGCCGACGGAGCAGCUCUUCCCAGUGUCAGACAACAAGCCACCGCCGGUGAUACUGCGGGAAAUCGAUGAGGAUGGAAAGGAGACGGUCAUCAGUGAUCACUCCACAUCUGCUGGGUUCGUCUUCCAGAACACUCUCCUGUAUGAGCUGGACUGAUGGACUUGACAGAAGACAUGUUUUCUUAAAUUAAACCAGUUAUACGACCUUCUUUCUU